AUGCGUUUAACAAUUCCUUGGUGGCGCUGUUCAAGAUUAGUGGACGAGACUUCGAAAUUUGCGACUGUAGCUGUAACCGGUAAACCGCACCGCACUGCCCGAGGUGAGCUCACUGUUGAUGCUACUGAGCUUCCGAUGCUGUUGUCGACUUGUUUCCAUGAUAUUCCAGUUCAUAAUACCAAGCAUGAGGUCUCGCCUUUCCCUCGCCAUGUCCAGUUCUUGGCCGAUAGUCCUACGAUGGAUAUGAUCAAGGCUCGCUCGGCUCUCACCCAGUGCCUGCGUUCGUUCUUCUUGGAACGCUCCUUUAUGGAGGUUAAUAUCCCGAUUGUUGAAUGUGUGGCUGGCGGUGCCGUUGCUCGUCCGUUCUAUACGUCUGCCACAGAGUUCUCAGACCGUCAGCUAUCAUUAAGAAUUGCGCCAGAGCUAUGGCUAAAGCGGAUGAUUGCUGGUGGAUUUGACAAGGUGUUUGAGAUUGGACCGUCAUUCCGAAAUGAAGGCUUAGACAAGACACAUAACGCAGAAUUUACGACUUGCGAAUUCUACCACGCCCACGCCAACCUUGACCACUUAAUAACCAUAACUGAAGAACUGCUCGUAGGGGCAGUAGUCACAGUCCAAAAAUUAAACAUAACAGGCACACUCAACCCAACGACAGCCAACUUCACAGCCCCCUUCCGCCGCAUCGACUUCAUCACCGGCAUCGAAGAAGCUAUCGACCGCAAACUCCCCGACCUCGAAGACCCUAUAGCCCUCGAACAAAUCCGCAAAAUCUUUACCGACCUCUCUCUCCCUGUCCCCGAAAAUCCAUCCCUCCCUCACCUCCUCGACAAGCUCUGCAGUCAAUACGUCGAGCCCCAAUGUAUCGACCCAACAUUCAUCAUCAACCCACCAAAAUGCCUCUCCCCACUUUCUAAAUCCUUCAUCCACCCCCUCUUCAUUGAGGGCAAGGAGCUGAUCAAUAUAUACGAAGAGGAGAAUUCGCCGUUCGAACAGCGCCGCAAAUUUGAGGAUCAGAUACGUUUCAGCAAGGACGCUCAUGAGCCCGGCGAGGUCGAUGAGAGUUACCUCGAAGCCCUGGAUUGGGGCUUGCCUCCUACUGGUGGAUGGGGGUGUGUUAUCGACCGUCUUGUGAUGUUAUUUACUGGUGCCAAAGGCAUCGGCGAUGUCCUUUUGGGAAUCUCCAUGCUGUGA
Molecule: messenger RNA, 1191 nt
Organism: Penicillium soppii
Lineage: Eukaryota; Fungi; Ascomycota; Eurotiomycetes; Eurotiales; Aspergillaceae
Exons: 3
Coding region: 1-1191 (396 amino acids)
Biological process (GO): mitochondrial lysyl-tRNA aminoacylation
Cellular component (GO): cytoplasm; mitochondrion
Molecular function (GO): lysine-tRNA ligase activity; tRNA binding; ATP binding
Source: RefSeq, a predicted model, not a curated record